Messenger RNA from Monosiga brevicollis MX1, 1398 nucleotides. RefSeq lists its product as uncharacterized. The transcript is spliced from 14 exons. The coding region runs from base 1 to 1284 and encodes 427 amino acids. Gene Ontology annotation, biological process: proteasome-mediated ubiquitin-dependent protein catabolic process. Lineage: Eukaryota; Choanoflagellata; Craspedida; Salpingoecidae. Gene Ontology annotation, cellular component: proteasome regulatory particle, base subcomplex. Gene Ontology annotation, molecular function: proteasome-activating activity; ATP hydrolysis activity; ATP binding. The record is from RefSeq and is a predicted model, not a curated record.
AUGGAGGAAAUUGGUAUCUCCGUGCCCAAGGCAACAAAGCCCGUGGCUUCCGUCUCAGAGGUACGACCGAUGAAAGGAGCCCUGUGCCAUGCAUCUGACGUGGCCGACGGCCCCGACAGUGGCUCAUUCAGUCCCGAAGAAGACUUGUAUCUGACCUACAAGAAGCUCCAGCGUGAGCUGGAGUUUCUACAGGUCCAGGAAGACUACAUCAAGGACGAGAUGCGCAAUUUGAAGCGUGAAUACCUUCGGGCCCAGGAGGAGGUCAAGCGUAUCCAGUCCGUCCCGCUGGUGAUUGGUCAAUUUUUGGAGGCCAUUGACGAGACCAGCGGCAUCAUUGGAUCUACUACCGGGUCCAACUACUACGUUCGCAUCCUCAGCACGUUGGAUCGUGAGCUGCUCAAGCCAAGUGCCUCUGUUGCCCUGCACAAGCACUCCAACGCGCUUGUGGACAUUCUGCCGCCCGAGGCUGACAGCAGUAUUGCAAUGAUGACAGCCGACGAGAAGCCUGACGUUUCAUAUGCCGAUAUUGGAGGCAUGGACACCCAAAAGCAGGAAAUGCGCGAAGCCGUCGAGCUGCCUUUGACACACUUUGAACUCUACCAGCAGAUUGGUAUUGACCCGCCUCGAGGUGUGCUGAUGUACGGUCCUCCGGGAUGUGGUAAAACCAUGCUGGCCAAAGCCGUGGCUCACCACACUACAGCAGCCUUCAUUCGCGUGGUCGGCUCGGAGUUUGUUCAAAAGUACCUCGGCGAAGGCCCUCGUAUGGUCCGCGACGUCUUCCGUCUGGCCAAGGAAAACUCACCUGCAAUCAUCUUCAUCGAUGAGAUCGAUGCCAUCGCCACCAAGCGUUUCGAUGCACAAACCGGCGCCGAUCGUGAGGUGCAGCGAAUUUUGCUCGAACUGCUCAACCAAAUGGAUGGUUUCGACCAGACUGUCAACGUGAAAGUUAUCAUGGCCACCAACCGUGCGGACACCUUGGAUCCUGCGCUUCUGCGACCGGGCCGCCUUGAUCGCAAGAUUGAGUUUCCUCUGCCUGACCGUCGCCAAAAGCGCUUGGUCUUCAACACUGUUACAAGCAAAAUGAAUCUGUCCGACGAGGUCGAUCUCGAGGAUUUUGUGGCUCGUCCCGACAAGAUCUCUGGCGCUGACAUCUCCUCCAUUUGUCAGGAGGCUGGCAUGUUGGCUGUGCGCAAGAAUCGCUAUGUGAUCUUGUCCAAGGACUUUGAAGAAGCCUACAAGAAUGUGAUCCACAAAGACGAGGACGAACACACCUUUUACAAGUAAAAGCCCCAGUGUGGCUUUUUGGUACGGCUGUGGCGGCACCAUUUGAAUGUCGUGGCAUGGCCGGGCCAUCGGUAUUCCGCUUGAUGUAAAAAUUCAAUGUUUAUCAGGCGCCCC